AGGCGGACCCGGCAUCCGCAGGUCCUUCCCCUGGACACCCGUCCCUCCGCCCAGCCUGGCCAUGGCCCUGUGCCUGAAGCAGGUGUUCGCCAAGGACAAGACUUUCCGGCCGCGGAAGCGCUUCGAGCCGGGCACACAGCGCUUUGAGCUGUACAAGAAGGCACAGGCAUCGCUUAAGUCCGGCCUGGACCUGCGCAGUGUGGUGAGGCUGCCGCCGGGCGAGAAUAUUGACGACUGGAUCGCCGUGCACGUGGUGGACUUCUUUAACCGCAUCAACCUCAUCUAUGGCACCAUGGCUGAGCGCUGCAGCGAGACCAGCUGCCCGGUGAUGGCUGGAGGGCCCCGCUACGAGUACCGCUGGCAGGACGAGCGGCAGUACCGGCGGCCAGCCAAGCUCUCGGCACCGCGCUACAUGGCCUUACUCAUGGACUGGAUUGAGGGCCUCAUCAACGAUGAGGAUGUCUUUCCCACUCGAGUUGGAGUCCCCUUUCCCAAGAACUUCCAGCAGGUCUGCACCAAGAUCCUGACCCGCCUCUUUCGAGUCUUUGUCCAUGUCUACAUCCACCACUUCGACAGCAUCCUCAGCAUGGGGGCCGAGGCACACGUCAACACCUGCUACAAGCACUUCUACUACUUCAUCCGAGAGUUCAGCCUGGUGGACCAGCGGGAGCUGGAGCCACUGGUGAGGCCAAGCCCCCACUACCCUCCCCUACCAGCGCUAGUCUCUAAGUUUUCAGAUCCAAAGUCUACCUGUACUAAGAAAAUCCAAUACCCAAGUGGAUAAAUUAGGGGAAGACAAUUCAUUUAACAAUGAUUCUGUACUUUAAUAGAGAAUAUGUUCGAGUUUCAGUUUACAAACCCAGAUCUGCAGCCUGGAGUUGGGGUGGGAGGAGGGAAGGGGCCAGGUUCAGGCAGAAGAGCAGCCAGGCCCUAU
Molecule: messenger RNA, 934 nt
Organism: Myotis brandtii (Brandt's bat)
Lineage: Eukaryota; Metazoa; Chordata; Mammalia; Chiroptera; Vespertilionidae
Gene: MOB3C
Product: MOB kinase activator 3C
Exons: 3
Coding region: 62-784 (240 amino acids)
Biological process (GO): positive regulation of protein phosphorylation; signal transduction
Cellular component (GO): nucleus; cytoplasm
Molecular function (GO): protein kinase activator activity
Source: RefSeq, a predicted model, not a curated record